UGGUGAGGGUAAGAUGGCGGCGCCGCUGUGGGCCGGGCGCUGUGCUGGAGUCCUCCCUGGGCCGCGGUGACCCUCUCCUCUCGGCGCCAUGAAGACCUUCUGCGGGCGGGCGAACCCCACGACCGGCGCAAUCGAGUGGGAGGAGGAAGACGAGGACUAUGACUAUCACCAGGAGAUCGCCCGGUCAUCUUAUGCAGAUAUGCUGCAUGAUAAAGACAGGAAUGAAAAGUAUGACAGUGGAAUCCAGGCUGCGGUCUGCAGGGUGAAAGAGCGUGGCCAGAGGGCAAUUGUCCUGGACAUUGGAACUGGUACAGGCCUGCUGUCUAUGAUGGCAGUAAGAGCUGGUGCUGAUUAUUGUUAUGCAGUAGAGGUUUUUAAGCCAAUGGCUGAUAUUGCACAGAAGAUCGUGGAUGAAAAUGGAUUCAGCAACAAAAUUAAAAUUAUCAAUAAACACUCGACUGAGGUGACAGUGGGGCCAAAUGGUGACAUGUCCAGUCGAGCUAAUAUCCUGGUUACAGAGUUGUUUGACACUGAACUUAUUGGAGAGGGAGCACUGCCAAGUUAUGAACAUGCUCACAAAUACCUUGUUCAGGAAGAAUGUGAGGCAGUUCCACACAAAGCCACAGUUUAUGCGCAGGUGGUGGAGUCAAAGCACGUGUGGGCCUGGAAUAAGGUGUUGCCAAUACACAUCCAACUGGACGGAAGCAAGGGCGAGAGGGUCAUUGUACCGCCAAGGGACAUGCAGGUGUGUGCUGGGUCUCCCUGUGUCUAUGAUAUCCAGCUGAACCAGGUGAACAGGAACCACUUCACAACCCUCACAGAGGUCAUAGAGAUAUUCAGGGUGGAUUUCAGUAAAGCAGUGAGCAGUUUGCCAGCCCGACAUACUGUGCAGGCCAAAGCAACUGCCAGUGGACAGGCUCAGGUUGUACUGUCCUGGUGGGACAUAGACAUGGAUCCUGAAGGGAGUAUCAAAUGUACCAUGGCACCGUAUUGGGUUCAUCCAACUCCAAAGAAUAUUCAGUGGCGGGAUCACUGGAUGCAGUGUGUUUACUUCUUACCAAAGGAAUUACCGGUUGAAGAGGGUGAAUGUUUACACAUUUCAGCAAUGCAUGAUGAUUACUCUGUGUGGUAUAGUCUGGAACGCAGCAGUGUUACUUGUGAACCUGAUAUACUGAGCGAGCGCCCCCUCUGCUCAUGUCAGGCCCAUCUCAUGUGUAACAGGCAGCGCUUUGGAGAACUAAAUGACCAACAUAGGAAUGAGAUUUACAUCAAGGCCUUGAAAACAGUUGUGAGACCAGAUAGCGUGUGUGUGGCCAUAAGUGAUGGAAGCCUGCUCUCUGUCUUUGCUUAUUUGCUGGGUGCCGCACAGGUUCACAGUCUGGAGAUUUCUGCCGUGUCCAGAAGAGUAAUGGAGAAGAUUUUAGCAGCUAAUGGCCUGACUGGAAAGGUGAUAAUUUCUGAGAGACGUCCAGAGCAGCUAACAUCUGUGGACGUGGGCAACAAGCAGGUAUCACUAUUGAUUGGAGAACCAUUCUUCACCACCAGCCUCCUUCCCUGGCACAACCUUUAUUUCUGGUAUGCAAGGACAUACCUUGCCAAGGUCCUGAGUAGUGAGUUGACUGUUUUGCCACAGUCUGCCAUACUCUUAGUGAUGGCUGUGGAGUUUGAGAACCUCUGGCGUAUCCGUGCUCCCUGUGGAGUAUGUGAAGGCUUUAACGUCAGCCUUAUGGACGAGAUGAUCCAGAAUUCAUUGAAUUUCCGUGAAUGUCAGGAGGCUGAACCCCACCCACUUUGGGAAUACCCGUGUCGGGCACUCAGUGACCCUUGCCAGGUCCUCCACUUUGAUUUUCGCCAGGAGGUACCAGAGCAGCCAAUUUACUCCACAGGAUCACUGAAGCUAUUGAGAUCAGGCAUUUGCCAUGGAGUGGUGCUUUGGAUGGACUAUUCCUUAAAUGAAGACAUCAGCAUCAGCACAGGGUUAACCAAACCCUACUCUCACACGGGUGACUGUAACUGGAACCCACACUGCAAGCAAGGUGUCUACUUCCUUAGUUCAGUGACGAAUCCCAAAAGCUCAACAGAUGGACUGAAUUCAGUAGCUUACAAUGUGACCUUUCACCCAGAGAGUGGUGAGCUAGCCAUGGAUUUCAGGUUGGCCCCAUGACCAGCCAAAGCUUUAUGGAGGAAGAGAGAGAAUGCACCUUUGUCUCUGGGUGAUGUCAGUAACUGCUACAGGAAAACUGAAUGCCUGAAACUAGACGCAAAUAUUGCUCUUGGGAAUCCUUUGGACACUCAGAAAACAAAAAGUUUUGUUUCAUCCUGUUUCUUCUGACAUUGAAUUUUUGGUACAAGCAAAAUUGGUUAUUUAAUCAUUGCACUCAACAUCAAAGCAGUGUAGAAUUAGCUGUGAUAAGGAAAAGAGGCAAGAGUUGAGUACACUGCUUGGCUCAGUCAGCAUUUUCAACAUGGUCAGGGGGUUCUAGCUUCACUCCAGGAAAGAACAUGCAAUCUAAGUUGACACUGCAGUGUAGUACAGAGCUAAUGCUGUGUUGUGUAUUUGCACAGAGCAAUAAACGAAUCUGGAGAUUUUUCCUAGUUCUACAGUUUUAGAGUAAUCCUCUUUCAUUACAUAGGGGACUACACUACUUUAUUUAAAUUUCAGGCUUGUUUUUGAAUCAUUUACCUUGAUUCAGAGUUAAGUACCUGUGCAGACUUUGCAGCAUGUCAUACAAGCUGAUACUCUGCUGUAUUGAGAACAUGCUGCAUUGCUAGAUGUUUUUGGUAAACUGAUACAUAACAGACCCUAUGGAGAAAUCUUCCUGUGCACUUGGCUGCCAGGCUUAUCUUUGUGGCAGUGGUGAUUGUCAAUACACACAUCAGUGUGUGAAAUAUUUGGGGAACAGGAGGAACUGUUAUGUAGCGAUUGUUUUUCUUUCCAUACUGGAUAUUUAAGGACGUUCGUCUUCCACUGGAUGUGACUGAAGAUUGAAUGUCAGUUUACUGGAGGGAGGAUGGUGAUGUCAAUCACUAUGUUGUAUUGUCCAUUACCACUGUUAGGACAUCUGACCCUGGUUAAAGGAAGUAAGUAAAUUGUUUCUGUGCGGUCCCUUAGCAAUGUGCUUUACCUCAUGGCCCUGCACCUCAUCUAGAACAAGCUGGCUUAUCACAAAAGGCACUACUAAUGCCUUGUGCUCCAUUGUUGAGUGUAAUCCUGGACUGUUCUAGUAGCCAUGGUUAGUAUAAACCCAAUGAGUUAUGCUGGCUCUAUGUGACUUAGCUUUUUGUUCAGUCAGUCUUGCUGGAGUUUAUUUAAUAAGUGUCACGAACUGUGUGGAAUGUAUUUGGUUCAGUUGUCUUGUUUGAGAUUAUGUGCAGGUGCCAUAGACUUGCAUGAGCUAUGAUUUUGCUGUCCUAAAUGCUUUUAGAAUGUACUAAUCACAGACUUGGAUUCUGCUGUUUGUAAACCACAUGCUGAUAAAAUAAAAUGAGCAGGCUCCA
Hemiscyllium ocellatum (epaulette shark) is the source of this 3498-nucleotide messenger RNA. RefSeq names its product protein arginine methyltransferase 7 (gene prmt7). Gene Ontology annotation, biological process: peptidyl-arginine methylation. The coding region runs from base 89 to 2164 and encodes 691 amino acids. The transcript is spliced from 17 exons. Lineage: Eukaryota; Metazoa; Chordata; Chondrichthyes; Orectolobiformes; Hemiscylliidae. The record is from RefSeq and is a predicted model, not a curated record. Gene Ontology annotation, molecular function: protein-arginine N-methyltransferase activity.